Messenger RNA from Canis lupus familiaris (dog), 2642 nucleotides. It is a transcript of the gene EBF4, whose product is annotated as EBF family member 4. Bases 1 to 1809 code for a protein of 602 amino acids. Gene Ontology annotation, molecular function: DNA-binding transcription factor activity, RNA polymerase II-specific; RNA polymerase II cis-regulatory region sequence-specific DNA binding. The record is from RefSeq and is a predicted model, not a curated record. Lineage: Eukaryota; Metazoa; Chordata; Mammalia; Carnivora; Canidae. Gene Ontology annotation, biological process: regulation of transcription by RNA polymerase II. The transcript has 17 exons.
AUGUUCCCCGCGCAGGACACUCUGCCCCGCGGCGGGCUGAACCUGAAGGAGGAGCCGCUGCUGCCCGCCGGCUUGGGCUCGGUGCGCUCCUGGAUGCAGGGCGCGGGCAUCCUGGACGCCAGCACCGCGGCGCAGAGCGGCGUGGGCCUGGCACGCGCGCAUUUUGAGAAGCAGCCCCCGUCCAACCUCAGGAAAUCCAACUUCUUCCACUUCGUGCUGGCCAUGUAUGACCGGCAGGGGCAGCCCGUGGAGGUGGAGCGCACGGCCUUCAUCGACUUCGUGGAAAAGGACCGAGAACCCGGGGCUGAAAAGACCAACAACGGAAUCCACUACCGCCUGCGGCUGGUGUAUAACAAUGGACUUCGGACAGAGCAGGACCUCUAUGUGCGCCUCAUUGACUCCAUGUCCAAGCAGGCCAUCAUCUAUGAGGGGCAGGACAAGAACCCCGAAAUGUGCCGAGUGCUGCUCACCCAUGAGAUCAUGUGCAGCCGGUGCUGUGACCGCAAGAGCUGCGGCAACCGGAAUGAGACACCCUCUGACCCGGUCAUCAUUGACAGGUUCUUUCUCAAGUUCUUCCUCAAGUGCAACCAGAACUGCCUAAAGAAUGCAGGGAAUCCCCGAGACAUGCGCCGCUUCCAGGUGGUGGUGUCCACGACGGUGAGCGUUGACGGACACGUGUUGGCGGUGUCCGAUAACAUGUUUGUGCACAACAACUCCAAGCACGGUCGCAGGGCGCGCCGCCUGGACCCCUCUGAAGCUGCCACCCCCUGUAUCAAGGCCAUCAGCCCCGGGGAGGGCUGGACCACCGGAGGCGCCACCGUCAUUGUCAUCGGCGACAAUUUUUUCGACGGAUUGCAGGUCGUGUUUGGGAACGUGCUCGUGUGGAGCGAGCUCAUCACGCCCCACGCCAUACGGGUUCAGACGCCCCCGCGGCACAUUCCCGGGGUGGUGGAGGUGACCCUGUCCUACAAGUCCAAGCAAUUUUGCAAGGGAGCCCCCGGCCGUUUUGUCUACACAGCCCUGAAUGAGCCCACCAUUGACUACGGAUUCCAGAGGCUACAGAAAGCCAUCCCCAGACACCCCGGAGAUCCGGAGAGGCUGCCCAAGGAAGUGCUGUUGAAGCGGGCGGCCGACUUGGCGGAGGCCCUGUACGGAGUGCCCAGCAGCAACCAGGAGCUCCUCCUGAAGCGCGCGGCGGACGUGGCCGAGGCCCUGUACAGCGCCCCCCGCGCGCCCGCGCCGCUCGGACCCCUGGCCCCGAGCCACCCUCACCCCGCCGUCGUGGGCAUCAACGCCUUCAGCAGCCCGCUGGCCAUCGCCGUCGGGGACGCCACGCCGGGCCCGGAGCCGGGCUAUGCGCGCAGCUGCGGCAGCGCGUCCCCGCGCGGGUUCGCGCCCAGCCCCGGCUCGCAGCAGAGCGGCUACGGCAGCGGCCUCGGCGCGGGCCUCGGCGGCUACGGGGCGCCGGGCGUGGCCGGCCUCGGCGUGCCCGGGUCCCCUAGCUUCCUCAACGGCUCCACGGCCACCUCGCCCUUCGCCAUCAUGCCCUCUAGCCCCCCGCUGGCCGCUGCCUCCUCCAUGUCCCUCCCGGCCGCUGCCCCCACCACCAGCGUCUUCUCCUUCUCGCCUGUCAACAUGAUCUCCGCUGUCAAACAGAGGAGCGCCUUCGCCCCUGUGCUGCGCCCACCCAGCUCCCCACCCCAGGCCUGCCCAAGAGCCCACGGAGAGGGACUUCCAGACCAGCCUUUUGAGGAUUCCGACAAGUUCCACUCUUCAGCCCGGGGGCUUCAGGGCCUGGCCUACUCCUAAACAUGGUCUGCAGGUGUUGCCCCCACUGAGCCUGGACUGGAGGUCCCUCUGGGAUACACACUCAUGUCCUGGACGGCAGCACAGAUGCGGAGCCAGGGCUUCGGGCAGACAUCAAUCCAAAAGCCUAAACAGCCCUCAUUGUGCUUGAGGCCUCCAGCCCCACAGGCUCCUCUCAGUCUCACCUCCCUUUCUCGGGGCUGGUUGGAAGCCCUACUAGCACUGUGCUGAUGCUCUCGGCAGGAGAGCAUCCUGGGGAGGUCCUGGGAUGCUGGGCUUUACUCACUGGGUCAUUUCCUCUGGAAGAGAUGGACCUUGUGCAGAUCAGACCGUCAGGUGACAGGAGCAGGGCAUGGGGACUGUGGGAAAGAGGACAGCUCAGGGAGGAGUGGCCUGGGGAGGUCCUGUUUGUGUCUGACCUGUCUCAACUGGCCCAGCAUCCCGACUUCUCUCCAGGGUAAAGGGUGGUGCCUAGCAGCCUCAGGAGGCCUGCCCAGGCUCCCAUGGAGCUUCCAAUGGCUGCUUGACCCCUGAGGCUGCCCCCCCUUGAGGACUGCACAAUCAUGCUUGCCACAUUAUGAAUCCCACUGGGGGCUUUCGGCAUGGAGGGUGCAGAAAAGGGAGUGCCAGGCCCCCUGAAUUGUGGGUCUUCCUCCCAAUGGCUAUCUCAUGGACUCUUGGCCCCACACACACACAUGACUCUGGCUGGCCCCAUAGCACCACGGAAUGGGCCUAGCUGCCACUGGCCUCAUAUUCUGCUCUGCUGAGGUUGGAGAAAACAGAACAAUAAAUGCAGCUGCAAGUGGCCACCCGGCCUCUCUUGCCUGCUUCCUUGG